CUUAUUUUGCCGUUUGUGAAAGAACAUGACAACGUAUGGCACUAUACCAUCCCAAGCAAAUGCCUCCUCGAACCAGAACAUGUUGGGACGAGCAAAAGGGUUGAUCUCGUUAGGCCUUAGCUCUCGGAGACCAUGGCUUGAACUUGUCCAGUGGAGCUCCCUUAGCCUUCCUACCUCAUUCACUGUUGCCACAGAACGAAUCAAAACCAACAUCAUGAUCUUCCGAACCAAUUAUCUUGUCAUCUUCUUUGUUGCUAUCUUCAUCAGCAUGCUUUGGCAGCCUGUCCACCUCUCAGUCUUCGUUGUCUUGAUCAUCGCAUGGCUAUAUGUCUACUCUCGGGAUAACGAACCACUGGUGAUAUUUGGCAGUGUGAUCGAUGACUCUGCUUUGGUGCUGACUUUGUUGGUCCUCACGCUCUGUAUUAUUCUAUUAACCAACGUAACCGGUGGUAUUCUGCUCGGGGUUUUGGCUGGUUUGCCCGUUGUUCUAGUUCAUGGCAUCUGUAGGAAUACAGAGUCAUUGUUCGUCUUGGAAGAUGAUGAAGAGAAAGUAGCCACAAUGAGCGUAGCAUCCUCCUCGCUUUCUUCUUCCUCUUUAACAAAAUGAAACAUUAUGUUUAUGUAAUGAUACAAGUUUCAGACCUUAGUGACACCAUAUUUAGCUAGUCUCUAGGUACUACCAUAUUUUCUAAAAAUUUGCUUGUGGGCGUAAUAAAUAUUCUCUUCUUCUCUGAAUGCAAAUAGUAUGAUAGAUAAAACUUUGGAGAUCUUUGCAAUUCCAGUAUAGAAUACUUGUUUUAAUAAAUCCAGAUAAAAGUAGUUUCAUGUAUUUUAUGUAUAUAGUCAAAUUGUAUACAUCAAUCUUUUACUCUUUUUCUUUGAAAUUGCACACUUACUGGUACCAUUAAAAUCACUGCAGUGGCAGUACCAUUAAUUAAAAGGUAUGACUAUUUAUUAUAUGAAC
This is a messenger RNA of Brassica napus (rape), 964 nucleotides long. Its product is annotated as PRA1 family protein C-like. Gene Ontology annotation, biological process: vesicle-mediated transport. The record is from RefSeq and is a predicted model, not a curated record. The transcript has a single exon. Lineage: Eukaryota; Viridiplantae; Streptophyta; Magnoliopsida; Brassicales; Brassicaceae. Bases 26 to 607 code for a protein of 193 amino acids. Gene Ontology annotation, cellular component: Golgi apparatus; endoplasmic reticulum.